AUGUCGACCAAAUCCUCCAAACCCAAGUCGUCUGGUGAAGCGCACAAGGACCCAGAUCACGUUACAACAUUGGCCUCGCUCGCCCUGCCGAAGCCCAGCGGCAUCGCUCGGCGCAGCCCACGCGCAUCGUCCAAGUCGUCGACAACAACCAUCUCGACCUCGACCUCGACCUCGACCUCGUCCUCGGUGUCCUCGUCGAGCUCGAGCGACGACUCGAAUGGAUCUCAGCUCAUGAGACCACCCGUCAAAGUCAAUGGCCCAAAGCCCAAGGCCUAUUCGACCGCAACGACGCCCGUCUCACAGAUCAAACGAGGCGGAUCACCACACGAGUUGGAGCUCCAAUCCGCACGGAACGGCCUCGCGCCUCUUUCCAACUUGGGUAAUGGCGGACUCACCGCCGCUCUCGACCUCCAUGUCCCUCAACCGACGAUCGAGGUCGGCGACUGGCCCGUGGAUCGCUUCAUUGAUAAGGGUUACUCCGAGAUGAGGGGCCGUUCGAGGCGAAAGACGAUUACCGGUCCCAUGAGGCUCAAUGGAUUGCCGAGCGGGCUAACAGGCGACGCCGAGAGCGAGAACCUGGUGCUGCGCCAAGACGAUACCGAGAACGACGAAGAUGACGACUCGGAGUACGGCGAAGCCGAGAGGGCUCAGAGGAUUUACCUGUCAGGUGAGUUGGAUUGGCCCGAUCGGCCGGUCCUUGGAACGCUGCCUUGACUGAGAAGAUUGUCUUCAAUUUCCUCGUAGGUCCGACCGAAGAAUUGGUCGAGUCGUUGCCUCGGCCGUCUCCUCUACCUCGGUACACGUCCCCACUGCCCUCUCCGGCUCUUUCGACGACUUCAACAUCGUCGCUCGUCGCAGUGCCCAUCAUCCAACAGCCCGCGGAUGGCACUCAGCUGUCCUUCCUCGAUUCGACGCCGUCCCGACCCCGACCUCGAACCUACACGCUCUCGCACUCUGCGUUCGGCUCUUUUGGUACCUUCCCCUCCACCGCUCGCUCUGGGCCUCUCCCUGCUCCGACUCUCAUCUCUCGUAUCAGGCUCUUCUUCCUGCAACUCUUAUCCAACGCUGCCAGCACGGCCUUCCUCAUCUUGAUCGUCACCUGGGCACUCGGCUCCCGCGCCUGGCUCGCCGUUCGUCGAUGGCUCAGAGGCAUCCAAGACGUACGCGAGAGACGUCCGUGGGAUACCGACGAGAUGCGAGCCAAGUACGCGAACGAGCAAGUCGUCAAGGAUAUCCAGUACUAUGCGCGCGAAUGUGGCUUCGACUGCAUCGAGCAAACCGUGCAGACCAAAGACGGGUACUUGCUCAAGGUCUUCCGCGUCGAAUGCCUCAACAAGAAGUCCAAGGUUCAUAGCGACGGCAGGCGAGGCUUCCCCGUCUUGAUUCAGCAUGGCCUGUUUCAGAGUUGUGGAAGUUUCAUCACGAGUGAGGAGAGGAGUUUGGCGUUCUGGCUGGCUGAGCAUGGGUCAGUCUGGCCUGCGAAGACCUGACGUACUAUCGCCUCGCGGCAUAUCUCUAACGUUGACGGGCUCGAUAUCCUUAUUGCAGAGACUAUCAAGUCUACUUGGGCAACAACCGGGGUGUCUUCGACAUGGGUCACGUGCGAUUGAAGAGAUCGGACCCAAGAUUUUGGGGUGAGACUCUGUGUGGCUGAUGUGCGAAAGCAAAUGAGAACCAUGCCGACCUUUAAAAUUUUAUUGGGGAUCACUAGACUACAACAUCAAGGAGCUGGCUCUCUACGACCUGCCCGCCAUGGUGGAUCACGUUCGUCGCGAGACUGGUUACGACAAGGUGAGACCAGGUCUGCUCCGUGAGCCUGAUUUUCGGGUGCUAAUGUGAUAUGGGUUUUCCCCGGUGUAGAUCGCCUUUAUUGGGCACAGUCAGGGAAAUGCGACCAUGUUCUGCUCGCUUGGUCGGUUUCUCUCUCAUCUAACACAUACACAUACGUGAAACCAUAGCUGACGUCCAUAUUGGCUUCAGCUCAAGGAAUGGUCCCCGAGCUUGGAGAGAAGCUUUCAGUCUUCAUCGCGCUCGCUCCUGCCGUUUACGCCGGACCGUUGACGACCGGUUUCCCCUUCGGUGCGCUCAAAAGCAUGAAGUGGAAGACGUGGCGACGUUGGUUUGGUGUGCUCGACUUCAUUCCCUUGAUGCGUAUCUCCUACAACCUCACCCCAAGCAAACCGUUUGGUCUUCUCGGAUACCAAAUGUUUGCCUUCUUGUUCAACUGGACCGACCGAAACUGGGUGAGUGUCCCAUGAGCACAGAGUUGAAGCAUGGUCAGGGACUAAUUGUAUCGAUCGUCAUCUCUGGCGCACAGCUCAAUCGUCGCAAACCCAAAAUGUUCCGCUUCACCCCGUCGCCCGUGUCCUCGGCGUCCAUCUUUUGGUGGACCGGCUACGGCGGCUUCUCGACUCGCGGCUGCGUGCUCGACCCGAACGUCGACAAAUGGUUCGACCACCGAUUCCCGCCUCUGGCCAUCCACCACGGCGGUCUUGAUUACCUCGUCUUGACCGAGCCUCUGCUCGAGCGUUUGAGGGAAAAGGAGACCGACGUCAAGGUCAUUCGCGUUCAAAAGCUCGACGAGGGCGAGCACUGCGACUUCUUCUGGUCAGUUCCGCCCGAGGACGAAUCGCAGAUCAACCCUUGCUGAUGCUCGUGCAUGUUGUAUUCGUCACAGGCAUAUUGAUGCUGUCGAGCUCUGCUUCAACUCUUUCGUCGAGGACAUUGAGCGCACCCGUCCGAGGUACCCCGAAGAACUUUCCGCCGCUUUCAAGUCCGACGCGCCCAGCAAAUCGAACGGUCAACUUCACUAA
Molecule: messenger RNA, 2813 nt
Organism: Microbotryum saponariae
Lineage: Eukaryota; Fungi; Basidiomycota; Microbotryomycetes; Microbotryales; Microbotryaceae
Source: the annotation of a GenBank genome assembly